Messenger RNA from Cuscuta campestris, 3562 nucleotides. The record is from the annotation of a GenBank genome assembly. NCBI's taxonomy places the organism in Eukaryota, Viridiplantae, Streptophyta, Magnoliopsida, Solanales, Convolvulaceae.
CGAAUCUAUUUUUUGAUUAGUUCUUGAUUUUAAUUCUAGGUUCCAGUGUUGGCUUGCACCAUUGAUAUUGAUAAAAUACCUGGAAUGAAGUUAACCCUGAAAUCUUCUUUGGGGGAGUUCCAGAAUCUGAUGGGCGAAGGACUUGGAGAUCAUCUAGAAGUUCUUGAUUUGUUUAGGGAGAGCACCCCUUUUUCUCAUUUUUUGGAUGUUAAGUGUAUUCCUCCUCCUCUGUUCCUAUGGCAACUCAUUGCGAGGGAAGCCAAAAUAAAGAGGAAAGGAGAGAUGUGGUUCGUUUUCAAAGGAGUUCCUGUCAGAGGGGAAGUCCACAUUCCGGUGGAGAGGAAGAGAAAAGCCCGGAAUGUCCCUUCACCAACAAGAGAUAAUUCUGAAGAGCGUAAUGAGCACAUCUCCUCUCCCCAAGAAUCUCAGAGGAGUCAGAGCCUUAGGGAAUCUCCUUCUAGAGUCUCCCAUUCCAACAUCCCAAAUCCAUCGUCUCCUAACCCUCACCCCGCCAAGCCUUCAUCCAAUACCUUUCAAGAACUCUUUGAUCGAAUGUCAAAGAAAAUUUAUAACAUUGCAGAAGAACAAAGAAAGAGGUUUGAAGUGCUUGAAAAAAAAGUUGAUGCUUUGUCAACUUUAAUAAAUCAAAAGAUUGUGAAUAAGGUGCCAGAGACAACAAUCAUGGGUGAUUGUGAGGAGACUGAGGCACGAAAUCCUUCCCCUGACCAUAAGGCUGAGUCUACCCACGAGACAAUGGGAACAGAAGAUGCUACCUCAAUGAAGCCUCUGCAGGAAAUGGUUGAGUCUUGCCAUGAGGUAAUGGAAACAGACGCUGCUGCUGCUUCUAUGAAACCUCUGCAGGCUGAGUCUACCCACGAGACAAUGGGAAUAGAAGAUGCUGCCUCAAUGAAGCCUCUGCAGGAAAUGGUUGUUUCUCCCCCGAAGGAAUUGGGAGAAGAGGCUGAAAUUACUGAUGCCAUUGUGUAUGGAAAGAGAGUGAAAAAGAAGUCAGCCAGUUUGAAGUCUCCUUAUACAGCGGACGGGAGGAAGAAAAAGAAAGCCGAUGAGCUCUUAUCUAAGCCGCCAACUAAAGCAGAUCUUUUGGAAUUUAAGAGCUUCAUCGUAAAAGCAAUUAAAGAUGACCGCCCUGUACAAUGCUACCUCGCCCAGUACAAGGAGAUUCAGGAAUUUUUGAAAACAGGGUUUAAAGGCAUUGCUGGAAUUAGAGAAAUCGGCAAGCACGGAUAUGCCGAUUGGGAAAUCGAAUACUGCCCAGUACCCCAACAGAUUGAUUGUGACUGCGGCAUCCUCGCGGUCAUUGCUUCUCGCUAUCAUCCACUGGAGGAGAGAUUCGAUAUAUAUACUCGGAUUGGGUGCUAUCCAGUCCGAGUUGUUCUUGGAGAUGAUGCCAAGCAUCAAUUCGCUGCCGAGAAUGGAUGGAGAUACUUUCUCUAUGACCACCAAUGCCAAAAUCUUUGGCAUAUUCUGUUCAAAAAAUUAUCAGAGACAGCAUACACAUCCAUUGUGAUUUCGACCCUUGGUUCAGAAGUUGACUACCCAAUAAGAAUUCCUGAUUAUGAUUCUGAUGCAGAUGAUGUUACAUAUGAUGAUGAUGACGUCUUUGUUUGCAAGUUUGAAGAAUCACACUUUCGAGAGUCAUCCCAGAAGCUGCCCUUAAGUGAAGAAUUUUGCGAAGCAAAUGCUUUUGUAGAGGGAAAAAUAGAUGUCACUCUCAUAGGACCCAACAUGCAGCCCGUGGUCUGCACACUCAAGGUUGAUUGUAUUGGUGAUGGUUUCCUGAAGAGAAUGUGGAGUUACUUUGUUGAUUCGAAUGGUUUGCGUGUUGGGGACAAGCUUGUGAUGAGGCCGGUGGGGAACAACACCUUUAUGGUGGGAGUUUACCGUCAUCACAAACGUGAUAGGGUUUUGUCCUCAGAUGACUCCUCAUCUGAGGGCUCCACUUCUUCUUCCUCAACCGGGUCACUUUCUUUUGACUCCAAGCCCAGUCAGGUUCCCAAUCGAUCUGUCCCCAAGCCGCAACCUGUCAACCAGAUGCCCGGUCUGGUUUUUCAGAAGAGGGAUGCACCGGCCGAAGUCGAGCCGGCUCCCUAUGACCCUGACAACGAGUCAUACGAGGAAUGGGUGGACCGGCUGGAAGCAGCCAGUUAUUCUCCCCUUCCCACUAGUUACCCUUCAGACGUCUACCCCCAUGUUUCCAAGAUUGCCCAAAAUAAGGCCCGCAAGAACCUCCCGGAGGGGUAUGUCCUUGAAUACGACCCCAACCGGCCCAACAUCAUCGAGCCUCACCAGGACGACAUGGCAGGGUUUCAUUUCAUUUCUUUGGAGAGUGGCACUGUCUUCCCCCUUCGCCCCCUUCUGGUCGAGUUAUGCCACUGUUUCAAGAUCCUUCCCGGGCAAAUUACGCCCAAUGCCCACCGUUUCCUUAAUGCGUUUGUAAAUAUUUGUGUCCAUCUAAAAAUCGACCCCUCUCUUCGCCUGUUUCUCUACUUGUUUGAAGUCCUUCCUGAUAUGAACUUCGGGUCCUUCGGCAUUCCCAAGACGACCAGUGGAUCUUCUGCUGCUGGUCCACACACUUCAAAAACCACACCGGUCCAGAAGGAGACAAUUAAGGUCCACUCCGAGGAGGAAACUCCUCAGACCGGGGGAGUCGCUCAGACUGGGAAGGCACCGGUGAAUCCUUCCCCCAACAAGGGGAAGGGGAAGAUGAGGACGAAGAAAACCGCCACCACACAUCCAUCGGCGAAGAAGAGAAGGGGAGAAAAUUCCCCGAUUGGAGAAUCGAUGGAAGAGGUGUGGGUCAAGAUGACCCUCAAGCUGAAAGAGAUGGGCGAGGUUGGGCCAGAAACCUUGGAGAGGCUCGCGGAAGACUCACCCUCCCGGUCACUUCAGCUGGAGGAGAAACUGAAAGGAGUCGAUGCUCACAACCGGGAGCUGCAGGACCUGAUUGCCCGGCAACUUGAUGAGAUAGCCAACCUCUCUGUGAUUGCCGGGAAGGCGAAAUCAGAAACCCUCCAGCUGAAAGAAGAGAACUUGAAGCUGAUGGAUGACCUGGAAUCGAAGGAGCGAGACUUUCCCGGCAAGGCCAAACUAUGGAUGGAGGAAAACCUCGUGGAAGCUUCCCGGGUGCUCACCUCUUCUGAAGAGAGGACAAUGGAGGGCUUCAGGUUGUUGUACCGGGAAGAGCAUGGAAAGGAAAUGAUUACCCAGGUCGGCUCCUACGCCUUUAUGUCAGGCCAGAAAAGAGACCGGGAGGCCACACACGCUAUCCUGGCUGAGCGGGACCCGGCCUUCUCUGCUGAUGCCUAUGGCCUGGCCCCCAUCCCCGAUGAAGAACCCGCGCCUCCUUUCCCUUUAGAGUGAAUUCUCCCUGGCGGUGCCCGGUCAUAUUUUGUAAACCAAAAACUUUGAAUUUCCCCGGGGAUGCCCGGUGUAGUAUGUAAACAUUUAACAUUCUUAUUUUGUCGAAUGCUAUGUUUGUUUUUCAUACCGGUUGUUUCUGCUCUUCUACUUGCAUCCUCUUUGAUACUUCGCUUUUGUUCCU